AAAUAGCACCACCUAAACACAGCUGUAAUGGUGAAACCUUCUAAAUGUUUUUGUCUCCGUGUUCCUCUGCUUGUCUCCGUUCACUUUCUCGGGUAAAGUUCUGUAAGCUUCCAGUGUCCAAACGGUUACGGCUGUCCUUGUCUGCCCAGCGUUGUUGCACGUCGGAAACCUCUGAUUCGCCAACAGGUCGUCUCCGCUCGGUCACAGACAAGUACAAGAACUUGCAGGAGUAUUUCAUCAGGAGACUGAAGGCAGUGUAUUCUAGGUUUUCCAAUACACCUGAUCAUUCUGUGGUGCAUGGGCAUAAUCACAUUUACUUCAUCCGAGAUGAUGGCAUCUACAGAACAAACAAACGAGAUGCAGGUGAACUGGAGCCUGAGCAUGUGGUGAACCUGGAACAAGCUUGUAGAGACGAAGAGAAGACAAAACCUGAGAAUGAAGAACGAUCUCAGUGGACAAUCCAGAGAAUACGUCUGUCUCCGCAUGAGAAGCAUCUCGCCGCCACGCUAAAAUGUAGUCACAAAGAAGAGCUAAGGUGUGUGGUUGUGCGACUUGGAGAGAAAAAACUGUCCCGUUUGAAUCUACACAUCCUACUCAAGCUAGAGAGAGUCCUCAGCUUUGAGUGGGCCUCGGAUGAUGUCCUGUUUUACACAACACUGGAAGGCCUACGCUCCAGCGCGGUGUUUCGUCUGGACCUGACCUCCAGUGGAAGUAAAAUAACGUGUGUGUAUGAGGAAGCUCAGCCUGAUGUGUUUGUUGAGGUUGCCCAGUCAAGAGACCGACAAAUCCUGACCAUCAACAGCAACAGCAGAACCAGUUCAGAGGUGCUACUAAUCGAUGGAGCAACUUCCCAGUUAAAGCCUUUUCUGGUUCAGUCUCGCCAGCUGGACCUCCUGUACCAUGUGGAGCACUGGAAAGGUCACCUUAUUAUACUGGCAAACACGGGGCCAGAACAAGAAUAUCAGGUGGUGCAGACUCCCCUCUCUGAGCCGUCCAUGGCGUCGUGGCUGUCUUUGUAUACUCCUGAUCCUGGUUAUACAGUCAAAGACAUGGAUGUGGUCGGAGACCAUUGUGUGCUGCUUGUAAGAACGCCAGCGAGUGAACUCGCUCUGAUUGUGGUUUCACUGACUCGUCCCAAACACCCAAAGAUUAUAAAGCUCCCCACCUGGGCUUUUGCCAUCGAAACCAAGAAACCAGGCUUGGCAGACCAUCAAGAUGAGUUCGAAUUCCUCCUAUCAUCUCCAGUCCAACCACCUGCGCCAUACACUUUAUAUCCCAAGAAAGGGCUUCUUUUAUCAGGCACUGGUAAUGUUUCCUCUCCAGAGAACCGAGCCAAGUAUGUCACAACACGUUUGGAAGCCUGCAGCCAAGAUGGUACCUUGGUGCCAGUGACACUGUUCCAUGCAGUGCCUAUGGAGAGUCUGAGCCAAGUGCCUUUGCUCGUCCAUGUGUACGGAGCCUAUGGUAGAGAUCUCUGCAUGGACUUCUGCCCUGUAAGAAGAAUGCUGUUGGAGGAGGGCUGGGCACUGGCUUACUGUCACAUCAGAGGUGGAGGAGAGCGUGGCCUUUCCUGGCAAAGACAGGCUCGAGUGGAAGGGAAGGAGAGGGAAGUAGAGGACCUCCAAGCCUGUCUCCAUCACCUUUUCUCUUUAGGAAUCUCUUUUCCUUCACUCACUGCCCUUACAGCCUGCAGUGCUGGAGCUGUGCCAGUGGGAGCACUAUGCAACAAAAACCCGAACUUGAUGCGGGCUGUAACGCUGCAAGCUCCUUUUCUGGAUGUGUUGGGAACUAUGGAGAAUCCCAGUCUUCCUCUGACUUUGGAGGAUAGAGAUGAAUGGGGGGACCCUGUGGGGAACUUGAAACACAAACAUAUCAUUUCUUCCUACUGUCCCCUUCACAACAUUAAAUCUCAGCAGUAUCCAUCGAUGUUGCUGACAGCCUACAGCGGUGACCCCAGAGUUCCCCUGGAGGGUGUCCUCAAAUACACUGAGCGUCUUAAAGAAGCCAUUCAUGCACACUUCAGCAUGAAACCUGAAACAGAUUGUAAACAGACACCAAACAUAGUUCUUAACCUCCAACCUGGAGUAAAUCACCUCGGACCUGAAAAUUUUGAGCAGAUUCUGGAGGAGGAGGCCCUCAAGCUUGCAUUUCUUUACACAGAACUAAGUCUGGGCGGUCCACGGCCUCGACGCAAGAGGAAGAGAUAGCAUCGCUGCCAAGAGGCAAACAUUUACAUUUACAAUUACAACUCAGAUGACAUCGAUGGGCAAAUCUUUAACAAUACUCUUA
Messenger RNA from Nematolebias whitei (Rio pearlfish), 2289 nucleotides. It is a transcript of the gene prepl, whose product is annotated as prolyl endopeptidase like. Gene Ontology annotation, cellular component: Golgi apparatus; cytoskeleton. The record is from RefSeq and is a predicted model, not a curated record. Gene Ontology annotation, biological process: proteolysis. Gene Ontology annotation, molecular function: serine-type endopeptidase activity. Bases 45 to 2207 code for a protein of 720 amino acids. Lineage: Eukaryota; Metazoa; Chordata; Actinopteri; Cyprinodontiformes; Rivulidae. The transcript is spliced from 15 exons.